GGGAAAUAACCCUUUCAGUUUACAUAUAUUGGAAUAAUAAUAUAAAUUACACCAGUUCAACUUUCUCAUGUAAACAAGGGCUCAGUCACUUGUUCUCUCAGCUCCUAUUUAUCUGUAUAGAGGGUCUAAACAGCACCUAUCACCCUUGUAUCAAACACAUGACAAAAACAAACAACACAAAAUCUCAGAACAAAAUGUUGAUUUGCUCAUUGUUCUGCUGGGACUGAGAAGUGUGGGUGUGGCUGUGUGCAGCUCCUAGGGGGUCUGUUGUGGUGGUGUGUGUUUGUGCAAUUUUUCUUUUUUUAAUUGUGAGCAGCCAGGCUGGGAGCAGGCGUGGGUAAAUUUGUGAUCAAAGUACUUGAAGACUUAGGUACAGUCUGAUUAUUUUCUGAUAGGGACAAUACUCUGUUCCCAGAGCCUGAUAACUAGAAUCUGGAUCUGUCCCACUGUGACAUCCCAGUUGGAGCAGAGUGCUCUUGGGGGAUCAUGGAAGUUAAAUUACUCUUUGUGGCAGGGAGCCGAACAAAGGGAGAAAGAUUUAUGAAAGGAUUAAGGCCGUGGGAGGAGCCUUGUAGCCUUGAAGCCAUUUGGCAAGCGGAAGGGUGCAGAGCUUGGCAGGCUGCAUCAUUACUUCCUGUGCAGCUAGCGUAAAAAGGCAGAGCCUGCACAGUGUUUGAUCAGGCAGGUGACAGUGGCAGGCAGAGGAUCAGUGGGACUAAGUGAGAAGUGUAGUGAUGGCACUGCAGCCAGCACAUGAAGGCAAGGAGGCAAAAAAGGACCCACAGUCUGGUGCAGGCUCCUCCAUGCAGCUCUUCACCUGGGAGGACAUUGGACUCUGCACAGGCCAGGGACACCCACAGCAGAAGCAGUGGCUGGUGAUUGACAGGAAGGUCUAUGACGUCAGACAGUUCUACCAGCAGCACCCGGGGGGCGCUCAGAUCAUCAGUCACUACACAGGACAGGAUGCCACGGAUGCCUUUACAGCAUUCCAUGCCAAUAACGCACUGGUGAGAAAGUACAUGAGCUCAUUGCUGAUUGGGGAGCUGGCACAAGAUCAAACCAGCAUGGAGCCGAGCAAAAAUAAACUGCUGGUAGAGGAUUUCCGUGAGCUACGUGCCACCAUCGAGAGGAUGGGACUUCUGAACCCCAACGGCCUCUUCUUCUUCCUGAUUUUCCUGCAAAUUCUGCUGCUAGAGGCUGCCAGCUGGAUCACUCUCUGGUACUUUGGGACCUCCCUACUACCUUUCCUCAUCUCUGCGGUGCUGCUGACAACCUCCCUGACCCAAGCUGGGUAUCUGCAACAUGAUUUGGGACACCUCUCAGUAUUCAGAAAGCCCAAAUGGAACCAAGUGGUUCAUAUGUUUGUGAUAGGCCAACUGAUGGGCCUGUCUGCUAGGUGGUGGAAACUCACACACGACCAGCAUCAUGCUAAACCCAACUGCAUCUGCAAGGAUCCUGAUCUCAGUAUGCACUCUACCUUGUUUACUUUAGGGAAGGUGCCCUCUGUGGAGCUUGGGAUGAAGAAGAAGAAGUUCAUGCCUUACAACCACCAGCACAAGUACUUCUUUGUCACAAUUCUCCCGUUCGCGCUUCCUGUCUACUUUCAAUACUUUGCAUUCCACAAGACAAUCCAGAGAAAAGACUGGGUGGACCUGGCCUGGAUGGUGAGCUUCUACAUCCGAUUCUUUCUCACUUAUGAGCCCUUACUGGGGGUGAAGAGUCUCCUGGGGUUCUAUCUGCUGCUCAGGGUCCUGGAGAGUUUCUGGUUUAUCUUGCUGUUUUUCAUGAGCCACAUCCCAAUGAACAUUGAUUAUGAUAAGAAGCUGGACUGGUUCUCUACCCAGCUCCAGGCAACAUGCAAUGUGGAUCAGUCCUUGUUCAAUGAUUGGUUCACUGGGCAUCAGAACUUCCAAAUUGAGCAUCACCUUUUCCCCACAAUGCCUCGAUACAAUUGCUGGAAGGUGGCCCCCUUGGUGAAGUCCCUGUGUGCCAAGCACAGCAUUGAGUACCAGUGCAAGCCACUCCUCACUGCCUUUGCAGAUAUUGUGCACUCUCUGAAGGAUUCUGGAGAGCUCUGGCUUGAUGCCUAUCUGCAUAAAUAAGCAGCAGCAGCACCUUGUGACAUUCCAAUUACAGAAACUGCCACAAAACCAACAAACAAACAAAAAUUAUGAAGCCCCUGAAGGCUAGCAGAUUUGGGGAAAUGAGAAAGCCUGGCUAGCAGGAGAUGACGAUUGCUGGAAAAGUUUGAUUCCUGGAAUGAAGUUUAUUUUUUAAAAACCCAUUGAUUUUCCUUCACAUGCUUUACCCUUUGCUUCUCUCUGGGGCUCCGAAAUGGGGAUGGUCAUCCUGUUCUGUGUUUGUACAGCACCUAGCACAAUGGAGUCCUGGGCCAUGACUAGGUCUCCUAGCACCACUCUAAUAUAAGUAAUGCAUUAAAAUAAAGACAGUAAGUCUUUGCAACAAGGAUGUGGGGUUCAGGCCCCCCGAAAGAAAAGGGGCUUUAGGAGUGGGAACAGCAGCCACUCUGUUUUAUUUUAUCCUCACUAUCACUGCCUUGAAAUAUUGUCCUAAUUCUGUCUGUGCUCUUUUCUAUUUUAGAUUGUAAUCUCUUUUGGGUAAAGUAUGGGUCUUCCUGCUUGUAAACAUGAUGAAUAAAUCUAGAUAAACAUUUUCACUCUGUCUGUGUGGGACCUCGUUCAGCUCCAUCCUGCCAAAGGAGUUGCAUCGACUGUAAUUGACAUGAUUCAGCACACCCACACUUUACACUAGUGCCCGUUUUCAGUGAGCUUGUGUUUUACCCUGACUUAACACUAUCGCUUUGCUCAACUGAGUCCGCAGCAAUGCCUUCUGAGUAUAUAUGUCCUAGAGUACCCAGUGCUGCUCAAGACACAGAGCAGUAUGGGUAACUUUGAACAGUCUUCCAGACAGCUCAUUGCUACCUAAAGGGAUUGGAGGAGGAAAGAGUUUUGCUCUCACAGCAGUAGAAUCCUAUGUGGGGAAGAUUUUCAUUACCAAGUUCCAUCUUGUAGAAUGGACGCAUCUUCUGCCCACUCCUAGAUUUACUGCUGUAUAUGACCUACUAGAAAGUGUCCUUCAGACCUUUAUUAUUUUCCUGGCAUCGAUAUCUAAGUUGGUGAAAGUCCAGUUGUGCAGGUUACUGGGAAAUGCCAUCCUACACCUGCUGGUUCUUCCAUAGCUGCUGAAGCUCUGUAGUACCUGGCCAGAUGGCAGCUUGUUCACAUAAAUGUGCCAUUGUUCAGAGCAGAUCAGUCACCAGCAGAAAUCAGUCACUAUGGAAGCAGCUUAUAACUGGGGCCCAUGUGUGCACUGGGUCAUCCCUACAGCUAGGCAAUGGUCUCACUACUGUCACUCAGAAGUAGUAAUAGACUCAAUAGUAUUCAUCACCAUACACAUUUUGACAGGUUUCCACACCCCUUUUAGGGCUUAUGUCCCAUCUUCCCACCCCCCGUUUCCAUUGGCGCGAAAGUGUGGCGCCGUCAGCCAUUUUGAAAAAGUAUGUGUGUAUGUGUUUGAGUAGGGGAAGUGUUGUGUAUGUUUGUGCUUGUGUACAUGGAGAGAAAAAGGUUGAAAAAAGAGUGUGAGAGAGUGUAAAGAGGAAAAAAGAGAGUUUGAGUAAGGUUUAGAGGAAUAAAAGGAAAUUUGAAAGAAGAGAGGUAAGUUAUUGAAGAAGAGAGGCUGAUUAUGAAAGAAUAGAAAGAUUUUUGUUUUUAAAGGGUUAGUUAGUUUGAAAGAAGAGAGAUUUUUAGUGAGUUUGAGUAAGGAGAGAUGAUGGUAAAGAAUAGAAAAUGUUGAGAUAAAUGUAAAAAGUGCAUUAAAUAUCAGGGUGGGUUAAGAAAAAAGUUAAAUAAUAUUGAAAACUAGGUUUAUAAAGGGAAUUUACUAAGGCAAAACCUGUUUGGUAAGCACAGGAUAAAAAAGCAUUGAAACUAUUCAAUACCAAUGUAGGUUAAGAAAAAAGCCUUUAAAAACAUUAAAAACUAGGUUAAAAAAAGGAAUUUACUAUGGCAGAGCCUGUUUGGUAAGCACAGGGUAAAAAAGUGAAUAAAAAAGCAUUGAAACUAUUCAAUACCAGUGUAGAUUAAAAAAAAAAGAGCCCCCUUUGCAAAGGGCAAAGAUAGACAGCACAUGGUGGAAUCAAAAAGAGAGAGAGAGAGAGAGAAAAUGACGUUGGCCCCAAAGUGUGGCGCCGAUGGCCAUUUUGAAAAAAUGUGUGUGUGUAUGUGUUUGACUAGGGGAAGUAUUGUGUAUGUUUGUGCUUGGGUACAUGGAGAGAAAAAGGUUGAAAAAAGAGAGCGUGAGAGAGUGUUAAGAGGAAAAAAGAAAGUUUGAGUAAGGUUUAGAGGAAAAAAAGGAAAUUUGAAAGAAGAAGGUAAGUUAUUGAAGAAAAGAGGCUGAUUAUGAAAGAAUAGAAGGAUAGAACUUAAAAAAAAAGGAAAUAUUUGUUUUUGAAGGGCUAGUUUAAGAAAAAAGUGAAAUAACAUUGAAAACUAGGUUGAAAAAGGGAAAGGCAAAACCUGUUUGGGAGGCCCAGGGUAAAAAAGGUGAAUAAAAAGGCAUUUAAACUAUUGAAUACCAAUAUAGGUUAAAAAAAAGCAUUAAAAACAUUAAAAACUAGGUUUAAAAGGGGAAUUUACUAAAGUAAAACCUGUUUAGUAAGCACAUGGCCAAAAACUAUAAAGGGGUACUAAGAAAAAAAAGCAUUUAAAAUGAUUAAAAACUAGGUUUAAAAAGAGAAUUUACUAAGGCAGAGCCUGUUUGGUAAGCACAUGGUAAAAAAGUGAAUAAAAAAGCACUGAAACUAUUCAAUACCAGUGUAGAUUAAGAAAAAAAGAGAGAUUAAAAGAAAGAACAGCAAAGAGUCCUGUGGCACCUUAUAGACUAACAGACGUUUUGGAGCAUAAGAUGGCACCUUAGUCUAUAAGGUGCCACAGGACUCUUUGCUGCUUUUACAGAUCCAGACUAACACGGCUACCACUCUGAUAAAAGAAAGAACAGGACAAGAAAAAAGAGCAAAGAUAGAGAGCACAUGGUGGAAUCAAAAUGAGACAGAGAGAAGCAGGCAGAGCCUGUUUAGUAAGCACAGGGUAAAAAGGUGAAUAGAAAAGCAUUUAGAAUCAGGGUAGGUUAAAAAAAAGAACAAGACAAGAAAAAGGGAAAAGAGAGCCUCUUUUGCAAAGGGCAAAGAUAGACAGUACAUGGUUGAGUCAAAGGGAGAGGGAGAGAGAGAGAAUGAG
Gopherus flavomarginatus (Mexican gopher tortoise) is the source of this 5258-nucleotide messenger RNA. RefSeq names its product acyl-CoA (8-3)-desaturase-like. The transcript has 12 exons. Gene Ontology annotation, biological process: lipid metabolic process. The record is from RefSeq and is a predicted model, not a curated record. Bases 735 to 2102 code for a protein of 455 amino acids. Lineage: Eukaryota; Metazoa; Chordata; Testudines; Testudinidae. Gene Ontology annotation, cellular component: membrane. Gene Ontology annotation, molecular function: oxidoreductase activity, acting on paired donors, with oxidation of a pair of donors resulting in the reduction of molecular oxygen to two molecules of water.